GCACUAGUCCAGUAGAGUAUAGUAGCAGUCUCAUCUGCAUCUGCAUCUGGUCGCCGUUAAGUACGCUAGCUAGCUGCUUCCGGCAAAAGCUCCAAUUUUUAAAAGCUCGAGCUUUUUCAUUAGCAAGCAGCAGCAUACUCCUUGUUCCAGGCAGCUCUCCGUCCGCUCUACCCCCAUCAUCAAUGUCCAUGUCUCCCUCCCACACAACAACCAUCCUUCUUCCCCAGCUCCUAGUCCGCUGAUCCGCUCUCCUCUCACCAUCCCAAGCUAGCCAUGGCGGCCACGGAUGGCUUCAUGCGGCUCAUCAGGGAGCGGGACAACCGGGGAGCCCCCGCCUUCCACCUCGCCGCCCAUGACGCGGAGGAUGAGGAUGAGCCGCCCAUGUCGCCGUCGCUGUUCCUGGACCUGCCCCCCACGCCGCCGCGGCUGCUCGCCGCCGACGCGCCGGGCGACAUCGACCUGGACUUCAUCUCGCGGAUGCUGAUGGAGGAGGACAUCGACGACAGGUUCUUCUACCAGUACCCUGACCACCCCGCCAUCCUCUCCGCGCACCGCGCCUUCGCCCAGAUCAUCUCCGACGACAGAUCCGCUGCCGCCACAACCUCCUCCGACUACUGCUCCUCCGCCACCACCGGAGCCAAAUCCACGCCCACCACGUCCUCCUCCGACUCCCCCGACGCCCUCUCCGCCAGCCCCACCGCCGCCUGCUGGCCCCGCGAGUCCCCGGUCGACCUCAGCGUUGACUCCCACGCCGCUCUCCCCAAGGGAUCCGGCGACGAUUCCUUCGGCGCCGUUGACCGCAACGGCACCACAAGCACCGCGGAGAAGGAGAAGGAGAACGGGUCCAAGCCAGCGACGACGGCGACUUUUCUCGCUGGAGGCAGCGACGACGGCGCGUUCACGGCGUCGGCCUUCUUCAACGGCGGUGGCGCCAUGGACGACAUGCUCAGCCUGGCGUUCCGCAAGGGCAUGGAGGAGGCCAGCAAGUUCCUGCCCUCCGCCACCAACAACUCCCUCCUCGUCGACCCCGACUCCUUCUCCGGCGGCGACCAGGCGAGGAAGGAGGAGGCGGAUGGGUUGGGGACGCUCAUGUUCGGCAGUAGCAAUAAUGGCCGGAGCCGCAAGCACAGGCACUCCGACGACGAGGCGGAGGCGGAGGCGGAGGCCGGCAGGAGCAGGAAGGUCAUGGCGCCGGAGCCGGAGGAGGUGGGCACGGACGCGCGCCAGAUGUUCGACGAAAUCAUGCUCCACGGCUACGACUCCUGCAUGCAGGGGAUAGAGGACCUGCGCAUCGCCAUGGGCAGCGAGGCCGAGAGGAACAUCAGGAAUGGAACCGGCGGCAAGGCCGCUGCGGUGGCCCGGCGGGGGAAGAGGCGCGGCGCUGCGAGAAGCGAGCCGGAGGUGGACCUCCGCACGAUGCUCAUCCACUGCGCGCAGGCCGUGGCCACGGGCGACCACCGGAGCUCGGCCGACCUGCUCAGCCAGGUCAAGCAGCACUGCUCCCCGAAGGGUGACGCCACGCAGAGGCUGGCCUACUGCUUCGCCGAGGGCCUGGAGGCGCGCCUUGCCGGCACGGGCAGCCAGGUGUACCAGUCGCUCAUGGCGAAACGCACCUCUGUCGUCGAGUACCUCAGGGCCUACAAGCUCUACAUGGCGGCCAGCAGUUUCAAGAAGGUCAACAUGGCGUUCGUCGGCAAGACCAUCGUCGACGCCAUGGCGCCGGGGAAGGGGAGGGACCGGCUCCACAUCGUCGAUUACAACGUGCAGUAUGGGUUCCAGUGGCCGGGGUUGCUGCAGUGGCUGUCGAUCAGGGAAGGCGGGCCGCCGGAGGUGAGGAUCACCGGCAUUGACCUCCCGCAGCCCGGGUUCCGCCCAGCAUUCCAGAUCGAGGAGACUGGCCGCCGGCUCACCGACUGCGCCCGCGAGUUCGGCGUGCCGUUCAAGUUCCAUGGCAUCGCGGCAAAGUGGGAGACCGUCCGUGCCGAGGACAUAAACAUCGACCCGGAUGAGUUCCUCGUCGUCACCAGCCAGGCUGGUUUCGGCAACCUGCUGGACGAGAGCGUCGUCAUGGACAGGCAGGACAUCCCAAGCCCCAGAGACAUGGUCCUCAACAACAUAGGGAAGAUGCGCCCCGACGUGUUCAUUGACUGCGUGGUGAACGGGACCUACGGCGCGCCGUUCUUCGUGACGCGAUUCCGGGAGGCACUCUACUACUACUCAGCACAGUUUGACAUGCUGGACGCGACCAUCCCCCGUGACAACGACGAGCGGCUGCUCAUCGAGCGGGACAUCUUUGGCCGGUGUGCGCUGAAUGUCGUUGCCUGCGAGGGCGCCGACCGGGUGGAGCGCCCCGAGACUUACAAGCAAUGGCAGGUGAGGGGACACCGUGCUGGGAUGAGGCAGCUGCCGUUGUGCCCGGAGGUUGUUAAGGUUGUGAGGGACAAGGUCAAGAACUACUACCACAAGGACUUUGUCAUCGAUGUGGAUAAUCGGUGGUUGUUGCAAGGGUGGAAGGGCCGAGUACUCUACGCCAUGUCCACAUGGGUUGCUGCUGACGAUGACAAGUCCAGAUUUUAGCGCCUUAUCAUCUUCACUUCUUAUUCCAGAGUGCAGAUAUACUAGAAGGUAAUGACAUUAACACAGGUCCAUGUUUUAGAGUUACCAACAGAAAUCUAUGUAUGCCCCAGCAGCUUGUGUUCAGUUCAGUGAAUUUUCAUUCCAAGAUGGCUCGUUGUAUGGUAUAAAUAAGUAGAGACACAGUAUAGUGUCUUGUAAGGUUUAGAUGCUUAGAGAUGCAUAGGAGGAUUUAGGUUUAGAGUUAUGAACAUGCUGCUGCAGAGCUGUGAUAAUGUAGAGGCAACAAACUGAAGAACACUAGCUGUCUAGCUUUCUUCUCCUAGUGUAUGUUCUUUCUCCUGUAGCUGGCAAGCAAUUCUACAGAUCACAUGUUUGAUUUUUGACAGCGUUAAAAAAGCUGUGUCUCAUUUAACUUCACUAUCUUCUGUAUUGCCAAUUGUUAUACUA
Molecule: messenger RNA, 3024 nt
Organism: Brachypodium distachyon (stiff brome)
Lineage: Eukaryota; Viridiplantae; Streptophyta; Magnoliopsida; Poales; Poaceae
Product: scarecrow-like protein 34
Exons: 1
Coding region: 274-2577 (767 amino acids)
Biological process (GO): regulation of DNA-templated transcription
Cellular component (GO): nucleus
Molecular function (GO): sequence-specific DNA binding; DNA-binding transcription factor activity
Source: RefSeq, a predicted model, not a curated record